Messenger RNA from Penicillium canescens, 1197 nucleotides. Its product is annotated as pectate lyase superfamily protein domain-containing protein. The transcript has a single exon. Lineage: Eukaryota; Fungi; Ascomycota; Eurotiomycetes; Eurotiales; Aspergillaceae. Bases 1 to 1197 code for a protein of 398 amino acids. The record is from RefSeq and is a predicted model, not a curated record.
AUGUCGCUAGAAGGCUAUUUCAACGUGAAGGACUUCGGUGCAGUUGGCGAUGGAAAGCAAAGCGACACUAAGUACAUAGAGCGUGCUUUAGCCGCUGCAAAUACUCAAGGGGGUGGCGUUGUUUGGUUUCCACCAGGCCUCUACCUGAUCGAUCAAGGUUCGACCGUCGGAAGAGGUUUCACCAUCAGCGACUCAAUAACUUUGGCUGGAACCGGAACUGGCAAACCACAGUUCGAUGCUGAGCAAGAAAUUGACCCCUUUGCAACGAACGGUUCGAAGUUGUUAAUCAGAAACACGGAUAUAAUUCCAAUUUUUGUUACUGGUUGGGGCUCAGUCAUCCGUGAUCUCGCGAUUUACCACGAACAAGAGAAACUUUCGACGGUGCCAUGGGUGCCUACAAUAUUCAAAGAGGCCAUUCAUGUAUUUGGACAUGAUGUUCUCUUGAAAAAUCUUUACUUACGAAAUCCAUAUGUCGGGGUGGUAUCAGAAGGCGUUGGACGGUUAAGCAUCGACCGUCUUUUCGGCCAACCACUGGAUACGGGGAUCGAUAUCGAUCGCGCCACGGACACUGUGAGAAUAAGCAACGUCCAUUUCUGGCGAUUUUGGUCUGCUGCAGAGCCUGUGGCGAAGCACACAUUUAACAACGCGAAUGCUAUCAUAAGUCGACGGAACGAUAAUCCACACUUUUCCAACAUCUUCGCAAUAGGUUAUAAGACUGGGUUUGUAUUCCGGAAGUCCGUCUACGGCAUCACAAGCAAAUUUCGUAUCAAUAAUGCAGAUAUCGACAAUUGCAAAUUUGGAAUUGUUAUUGAAGCGGACGCACAACGGACGACUGGUCAGGCUGUUAACUACACGUUUCAAGGGACGGAUGAUGAGUCGCAAUCUGGCAUUAGGAUUGAAGCGCCUGAUGCAACGGUUCAGUGCGGUAAUAUUAGAGUACAGAAUGUCCAAACAAAUGGUAUUCUGGUCCUGGGCCCUGCGUCGUUUUUGAUGAUCGAUAAUGUUUGGGUCGAAUCCUGGGAUAAAUCAGGUAAAGAGUUUCCUGCCAUUGAAGCUGCCGGGGAAGGUGCAGUCGUGUCAGUUGGGUUCAACUUUCUUGCCAGGAAUGGGGGGAAUAUACUGGUGAAAGGAACCUUUGGGGGGAAAGUUCUAUACCCAAGUAACAACAACUGGCCUGAAGCUGCGCUAUGGUGGUGA